CUUAUCGCCACUCACUGGAAGCACGACUCGAUCCUCUUUGCUUCAACAGACAGGCUCGAGCUCAGUCCAGGGAAUGCUAGAUCUGACACGGGAAGAAUAAGGAACAAUACCUUCCCUUCUUGACGCCGAUGCGCACUUCGAAAGCGCACGUCUUGGAUUGAAAGGUUCAUCACACUUAGAACGGUGAUCAUACCACUGGCUAGUGUGUUUAAUUGUUGGUUUCAGGCUACUUUGUAAGUGAAAUUGAAAGAAUACACCGGCAACACAAUACAUAUUGAAUAGAUGUGCUUUGACAGAGCUUGAUCAACAGGUGUGAAGGCAGCAGAACACGGAGUAUCGGCGCCCUGAACCUGCACUCCUUACCAGCGAGUAUUACUGUAGCCUCAAAAGUUGGCAAAAUACUGCGAGAGGGUCAGAGACAAAGGAGGAAAACAAAACAAAAAGCCGAUCGGCAUUUAUAAAGAAAAAGAAGUGAUAGAGAGAAAGAGAGAGAGGGAGGGACAGAGAGAGAGAGAGGAAGAGAGAGAGGGACAACCCUUGGAGAAUAGCAGAAGACCCGGCCCCCGGCCUGAGUGUAAGAGAGAGAGAGGGCGAGGGAGCGUUUUAAAGCCGGCACAGGCAUGAUGUCCUACAUUAAGCAGCCUCAUUACGCCGUGAACGGGUUAACUCUGUCUGGUCCUGGCAUGGAUCUACUACACUCUGCCGUCGGAUACCCAAACAUCCCCAGAAAGCAGCGUCGGGAAAGGACCACGUUUACGCGCGCGCAGUUAGACAUCUUGGAGGCACUGUUUUCCAAAACGCGCUACCCCGACAUCUUCAUGAGGGAAGAAGUGGCCCUCAAGAUCAACCUACCAGAGUCUCGUGUACAGGUAUGGUUCAAGAACCGCCGUGCUAAAUGCCGCCAGCAGGCGCAGCAAAGCACGGGCCAGUCUAAACCUCGUCCACCCAAGAAGAAGGCCUCUCCAGCCCGAGAGGCCAACUCUGAGGCCAGUGUCAACACCAACGGGUCCUACAGUCCAGUACCCCCUCCCCUUGGCACCGCCAUCACCCCCAGCUCCAGCAGUGCCAACGCGACCGUGUCCAUUUGGAGCCCUGCCUCCAUCUCCCCGCUGCCAGACCCCCUGUCAGCCUCCACCACGCCCUGUAUGCAGCGCUCCUCUGCCUACCCCAUGACCUACACCCAGGCCCCGGCCUACACCCAGAGCUACGCAGGCUCGUCCUCCUACUUCACUGGCCUGGACUGCAGCUCCUACCUGUCUCCCAUGCACUCACAGCUCUCCGCCACCGGGGGCGCCCUCAGCCCCAUCACCUCCAUGGGCGGGCACCUCGGCCAGUCCCCUGCCUCUCUGUCUUCGCAGGGCUACACAGCCGCCUCGCUGGGUUUCGGGGCCGUCGACUGCCUGGACUACAAGGACCAAGCUGCCUCCUGGAAACUCAACUUCAACGCAGCUGACUGCCUGGACUACAAAGACCAGAACUCCUGGAAGUUCCAGGUCUUGUAGGUGGGAGGAGGUAAGGAAGGGACCAGCCAGGAGAAGCUCCCAUUCCACUCAGUGUUAAAGACUUGGACAAAUAGAUGGUCAACUAAUCAUUUCAGUCCAUGAACUCAAUGACUGAGAAAAUGUCAUUCUUUUUUGUGUUAUGGAAAGCAAUGUGGAAGCAGAUUCACAGAUGUUGGGCUUUGUGAUUUUCGGGAAGGUGACAAGAAAUGACAGACCACAUCAAUAUUGUUAAAUCAAUGAUAUCCAAUUAAUACAGCAUUAUCAACGUGAGGAUGCACAAUCAAUGGGACAUUGACAUAAUAAAGUUAGUCAUAUAGAAGUGAUGACAAACAAAUCGACGUGUAAAAAGAUAAUUGAGAUACUAAAAUUGAGAACUGAUUUUAAAAAGGAAUACAUACCACACGAUUGAAAGCAAUACCUGUAGAAUUAAAUUGUAUACAUUUAUAAUUUGAUGAUUACAUUUCUAAAAACAGCAUAAUUAACAAAGGUCCAUUCUUGUAUGCCAUAAUCAGGGUUUUGAGGACCAAAUGAAUAGAGAUUUGCAAUUUGAAGGCUGGAUGAAGUAUCAAUUUGAUGGAGAGAACGAACAAUUGAUUUAAAAAAAGGAAAAAAAGGAUAUUAAAUAUUGGUUGCAAUGGAUCCCAUUGGUCAGGUAGCUUAUAGUCAACCCCAAGUUGAUUUCUGAACAGAUCUGUUACUCCUUUAGUGGUCUUGUUGUGCUUAAUGGUAACUGAGAAUUAGAAAGGAAAAGUGGAAUUCCACCCCCAAGAUGGGUGGGCUGGCCUUGACUUUAGACCAAAUUGGAUUCAGUGGUUAUUUUUGUCAUUACUUCAGGACAAUUGAAAGUUGUGUACAUUGUAAUGAAGAAAAUGACUCUGCCUUGAAUUUGAUAUUGAACAAACAGAGGGAUUUCCAGCAAUAGGCGAAGCCUGACUCCAAUGGGGACAAUGUUGUUUUCUUUUUCCCUCUGUCAUUUGUUUAUGGUUUAUUUUUGUUAUGAAGCUGCUUUUCCUAUUUGGUGAAUUGAGAGAUCCUGGAGCCAAACAGACACACAGACAGACAGACACACAGACGUGCAUGGGUGUCUCCAUAAGCAAGAGGGGAUGGGUAAAGCAAGGAUAACCUUUGGUACUGUCAAGUAGAGACCAUAGGCUAUUGUUGUAUCAUUUUACCCAGUAGCUUUGAAGGGAGGGGACCCUCGGCAGACAGUGUGUUAGAGUGAAGGGGGGUAAAGGGGGGGGGAGCUGGGUUAGGGUGGUCGGGUCAGUAAUAGACCUCUUAAUCUUUGAGCACCAAUCAUGGAAUGAAUCACAUCUGGGCACAAGGCAUUCUGGGAUAUGCAAGGCUGACAAAUGUGUAGCCUUUGUGUUUUUAUCCCACUCUUUGUUUGUUGGGCGGGUGGGUGGUGGGGGGGUUUGAUGAUUACUUCACCAGUACUUAAAUACUACAUUUCCCCUUAAUGACUUAACUAACCCUGUUGCCGAAUAUACUGUUACAAUGAGAUAUUUGCAGGAGAGAAGACUCAACAGUAGAAAGGGAAGGGUCUGGGCAUGAUUGCGCUACCCUUGCACAGAAAGCAUGGAGCAUCUCUCAGUUGUUACCUGUAAAGGAGCGAGGGCUACCAUUUUGUGUUGAUGUAUCGUUUCAUCUUUUUGUAUUAGAGUAUAACAUAUUAUCUUUCUUUAAAUUUGUGAGUCCUUUGAAGUAAAAUUGUGGUAAUUUGUUUGAAGUUAAUAUGAUCAUUAUUACUAUAAUUAUUAUUAUUAUUAAUUCUAAAGCUAUUAUGAAUAUUGCUACUAUUCUGUUUAUUUUGUUAUUUUUGUAAAUAUUAAACUUGACUUGAAAAUGCAAUCAUGUCUGGUACCAACAAUGUGUUACACAGACACACCAUGGAAAUUUCUAGAAGACUGGCCAUUUUAAUUGUAUUUUUUUCUGUUUUCUGGUCUCUUCUUUUCUGAACAAUGUUUUUCAAACUCAGGGGUUUAUCCAAUAAAGUUAGUGGUGAUAGCAUACAAUGCUCUGUAUACUUCCUGAUCAUCCACAUUCAUUAUUUGCAUUCUAUGCUUUUAUUUCUGGUACGAAUGACUCCCCCUCUUUAGUAUUAGUAUAUCGGACAUAUCUCCUGUUUGUUUGCCCACCCCCGACUUCUACAUGGGAUAGCUAUUGAGUUUUAAGACAUUAAACAACUGAAGAAAA
This is a messenger RNA of Salvelinus fontinalis (brook trout), 3698 nucleotides long. Its product is annotated as homeobox protein otx5-like. NCBI's taxonomy places the organism in Eukaryota, Metazoa, Chordata, Actinopteri, Salmoniformes, Salmonidae. Gene Ontology annotation, cellular component: nucleus. Gene Ontology annotation, molecular function: RNA polymerase II cis-regulatory region sequence-specific DNA binding; DNA-binding transcription factor activity, RNA polymerase II-specific. Gene Ontology annotation, biological process: multicellular organism development; regulation of transcription by RNA polymerase II. Bases 621 to 1502 code for a protein of 293 amino acids. The transcript has 3 exons. The record is from RefSeq and is a predicted model, not a curated record.